AUCGGUAUUAAUUACUGCUUAGGGCCCAGCUGAGGAUGGGUUUAUAAUAUUUGUUUGUAUAUUAACACUUUGAAAUAUGCAGAACAGGUUUCCAUAUGCUCCACACAAUAUCAUAGUGUUUUAAACAACAUUGUGUCUUCAUGAGCAAUUUAACAUAAACCAUUCUGCUUUCAGUAUAUUGUCUAGUAUUGGAUAAACUAUUGUUAGAUUCAAGGACUACUUCCCUAGUGCAAUGAAUUGCUGCUGCAAGUCUGCCAGUGUUCAAGGAAAUUCACAUCUUCUGCUCCAUCUCGUAAAAGAUCACGUGGGUCAAUAUAUUGGGAGAAGUGCAUACUCUCGUCUCUGCUUGCAAGAAAGUGACAUUCUGUACCCUUCUAAAGGACGAUACAUCAAGGCUGACUGUGCAGCUAAAUUGAAUAGCAGUCGUACCAUGGGAUGUAUAAAAUCCAAAAGCCCCUUCCCGCACACUAUUCUAGACGAUGGAAGCAGGGAAGUCGGCAAAUACGAUAGUGGAUGUAACAUAGAAAAAGCCUCUCUUAUUCAGGAAAACUCUGGGAUGUCAUCUUCAGCAAACGCCGCAGUGCUGGACUUUGCUCACCGUCUUUCCCUUGAGAUUCUGGAUCAAGCUGUGAAACAAUGGGCAAUGAAUGAAAGCAAAUACAGUGACAUCCCGUUCAUAGAAAGCGAUGAGCCCUAAUUGCAGGACUUGGCUUCCCAAUAUGCCUGUGAGGCAUCCCAUGUUUUGGUGCUAGCACAAAUAAAACAACAUUCAUACGAGAGCAGUUGUGAUUUUAAAAGUCAUCAUACACACAGCUAAUCCUGACUGAGGUAAAUUCUUGCCUGUAGUUGUAAUAGAACCACGAUGACAUCAAAUGGUUCUAGGGCUAGUAUGUAAUUCAAUAUUCCGGUAAAUCCCAUUUCAGUAUCUACGGGAAUAUUAACAACGCAACAGAGCAAAGUAUAAGUACCCUUAAAAGCAAAAUCGGUCCUCCCCCAACCAAAUAGCCAUGAGGGGAGGGAAUGUUUGGACCAGGAUGUCAGAAUAGGGUUUUAGCUAUAUAAUUCCUAUUGAGCUAAAAUAUCUUGGGGGGGGGGGAAGUAAAGAGAAAUAUUGGUGCUUAAUUUCCCUGUUUACAUAAAGGGGAUUUAAUUACUUAACAUGAGUGUGAACUCUAUCAGGGUGUUAUGUGACUAUCAAAGGUUUUUUUCCAAAGGCAUCUCACAUCUUGUUGAAGUGAGACUAGUUAUUUUACAAUUUUACUUGGCUGAGCAUACUAAACUCAGUCCAAAGACCUGCACAUGUAGGUUUUAUCAAAGAACAUACCAAAAAAGCAUGUUUAAUAGUUGGAAGAAAAAAUAAUUGAAAUUACGAUGACUUUGCAAGUUAUUAGCAAAGUCUUUAUGAAAGUGUACUAAAAACACUGGAGGAAGGGAUUAUUUCUCUUGAUUAUCAAUUAUCAAAGGGACAGUAGGGAGAAUAGACAGGUUGAAAGCAAAAGUGCAAUAUAGAACAAGUGUAGCAGCUCGUAUAUAUGGAGAAAGGUAACUACUGAAAAUGUGGGAGUAAUAUAUUAAUUUAGUAUUAAAUUCAAAAAAAGCAUAGCCUUUGUCCUCUUGGUUAUUCAGGCAACAUAAUUAACUGUUAAAAAGGAAAUCAUAAUACAGUAGUAGCCGAGAACUACUGUUCUUAAACUAAACUGUAUAUGAAUUUCUCUAAAUACACCAUUCUUAGAAUAACAGAGUAUAUUUUCAGUACAGAAUUGAAAGGAGCAAGCCACUUUUAUAUCAAGGAGAAAGUUAUCAUUUUGUUUGGGUAUAAUUCAUUUUAACAAAAAACUCACCCCUAAUGGUUUGAAAUUAUGUAUUUCAAAUACUUUGUGGUGUAGUUGAGCAGAAUAUUUUGUAGCAAUUCUUUUUUCAACAAUAUUUGAUAAGCACAUGCCAAAUCGAUAAUUAUUCUGGUAAGUAGUAGAAAGUAAUUUGACCCUUAGAGACAGAACCCCUUCAGUUCUAAUAAAUGUACAUACAUAUAUAUUCUACAUAAUAUUUCAUUAGUGGGCAAGGUCCAAACACAAUUAUACAGUGAAUGUCAGACAGAUUUCUUAUUAUAUUUUGUAAAAUCUAUACUAUAGUAAGUGUUAUAUAAAUGUAUAAUCACAAACGAUCUGAUUAUGAUUAUGCCAUAAAGUCACUGUUGACUCUUAGCAAUCACAUAGAUUUUAUCCAUGAUGAUCUGUCCUUACCAAAUUAACAAGAUACUUUAAAAAAAAAUACUAACUAGACAAAUAAUAAAGAUGCUAACUGAGCAAUUUUACAUGAGACAGACUGGUUUGCCAUUAAUCUCUUUGUUUCCCUCUUUCUGUUCUUGAAGAGAUAAGAGCCAGCAGCUUCCACAGGAUCUUCAAAAUUUGGAUCUCUUUACACAGGUUAAGUAGGCUAAAUCCAUUCUGUCCCUUAUUCAUUAAACCACAAUAGCCAUUUUUAAAAUCAUUAUUUGCAGUUUGACUAUCAUUUAAGUAAUGGUUUAAGGAACGAAACCACCACUAUUUUUAACAUAUGCAUUUUCCUUCUAAUUAGUUAAUUGCUUGAAGUUAUGUUUGAAUAAAGGAAAAAACCUUA
Molecule: messenger RNA, 2619 nt
Organism: Crotalus tigris (Tiger rattlesnake)
Lineage: Eukaryota; Metazoa; Chordata; Lepidosauria; Squamata; Viperidae
Gene: AKAP19
Product: chromosome unknown C2orf88 homolog
Exons: 2
Coding region: 233-697 (154 amino acids)
Molecular function (GO): protein kinase A regulatory subunit binding
Source: RefSeq, a predicted model, not a curated record